Molecule: messenger RNA, 186 nt
Organism: Acaromyces ingoldii
Lineage: Eukaryota; Fungi; Basidiomycota; Exobasidiomycetes; Exobasidiales; Cryptobasidiaceae
Exons: 1
Biological process (GO): regulation of transcription by RNA polymerase II
Cellular component (GO): PcG protein complex; transcription regulator complex
Molecular function (GO): DNA-binding transcription factor activity, RNA polymerase II-specific; RNA polymerase II cis-regulatory region sequence-specific DNA binding
Source: RefSeq, a predicted model, not a curated record
AAGGCAAAGGGGAAAAAGCGCUAUCCAUGCGCUUAUGAAGGCUGCGAAAAGACGUUUUCGACGAGCGGCCAUGCAGCCCGGCACCACCGGAUCCACACGGGACAGAAGCCAUUUCAUUGCACGUUCCCGGGCUGCAAGGCCGUCUUCUCAAGGCAGGACAAUUCCUUGCAGCAUUACCGCACCCAC